AUGCCUUCAAGAUAUGGGAGGGCGCGAGGACUAGUGGCUGAGUGGCGCGUCGGAAUGACAGCCCUGCUACGUUUUGUUCGCGGGAGACCUGAGCGCGACGGUGCUGCCGUCGUCGCAUGCUCAUCGUCUUCAUCGAUUGGUACGUUCUGCGCUUCCCGCCUUUGUACACUCGCUGACAACAGCCUUCUCGCCGCCUCUCGCCGGAGCCUCAAGACUCCUCUCCUCUCCUCGGUGUCGCCU
This is a messenger RNA of Schizophyllum commune H4-8, 240 nucleotides long. RefSeq lists its product as uncharacterized. The record is from RefSeq and is a predicted model, not a curated record. The transcript has a single exon. The annotation marks the transcript as partial. NCBI's taxonomy places the organism in Eukaryota, Fungi, Basidiomycota, Agaricomycetes, Agaricales, Schizophyllaceae.